Molecule: messenger RNA, 4242 nt
Organism: Epinephelus lanceolatus (giant grouper)
Lineage: Eukaryota; Metazoa; Chordata; Actinopteri; Perciformes; Serranidae
Gene: cdh5
Product: cadherin 5
Biological process (GO): cell-cell junction assembly; homophilic cell-cell adhesion; cell morphogenesis
Cellular component (GO): bicellular tight junction; plasma membrane; catenin complex
Molecular function (GO): beta-catenin binding; cadherin binding; protein phosphatase binding
Source: RefSeq, a predicted model, not a curated record
UGGCUGCUUUCUCUGCCUCUCCGAGCGUCUUUGAGCUGUUUUGACAUAUGCGCUCUCUCUCUGCUUCUCUGCCUCUUUCUCUCCUCUGUCUUCCCAUACCUCUCCAUUGCUCCAUUGCUCUCUGUUUCCCCCCCUCCAGGACAGGAAAGGAGCGGUAGCAGGGAGCACCAGCGAAGAAGACUGACCACAAUAACAGGAAGAGGAAGUGGGCAGUGACCUGUGCUCGAGGGGGGCUGCGGUUGGACAGCUGUGGUUCAACACUUUCGGCCGCUGGAUGAGAAAACCACAUCAGAGGCGACAGGAGGAAAAAAGAGCAAGAGAUUCUCAAAACCUGUUGGACUCGUGAGGAAAAACCUCGACGACCUGAGGAAGAGAAAAAAAAAACUUUCUACCUGUUUGAGAGGAGAAAAACAAACCUACAGAGGAAGAGACUGGGUGAUAUCUCAGCGAUUACCUGCUGAGUGAACUCUGCUUUUUAUUCCUAAAAUCUGUCAAGACUCUGAAGGUUUGUCUUUUAGAACUCUUGGAUUCAUUCUCAUUCAAGAGGAAUCACCCCAUACUACAUCAUCACAGACUUAUCUUAUUAUCCGCUCCACAGAAAAGGAUUUGUACAGAAACCUGGUGAAAAUCAAGCCGAGAGAGAAAUCCCUGCCUGUACAACAACACCUGCUGCUCUCUUUCAACAUCAGGAAAACCAGCAGACAGAGAACAGCGAGUGAGGAGGAGGUGGUUUUACUCCCUGUUGAGCGUACAACCACCUACCAGCCACUAAUUUGUACGACAACUUGCCACGUUAAUAAAGUAUACCCCAGUCUGUGUGAGCAGGAGAGCACCUUGAAGGAUUUCCUUUUGCACCAUAACAGAUUCUUGGCUUGGACCUUCUGUCUGUGUGAUGAUGGCUUGGCUCCAGCUGUGGAGUACGGGGCUUACGGCCAUUAUGGCCUUGUCCUUCUCUCUUGCUGCUACUGAAGAUUUGGGCCUCCCUGCGAUGGCAGCACAGCAGCGAGGCCCUGUCGAGAUUGUGAAGAAGGAGAACCAUCCCGUCCUGUUCAGGCAGAAGAGAGAGUGGAUCUGGAAUUCUCUGUAUGUGGAAGAGGAGAAACCUGCACCUAUCGCCUACAAGAUCGGACAGCUGAAGUCAAGCCAGAAAGUGGAGGUGAAGAGCUUCAGAAUAGAGGGUGAAGGAGCAAACACCAUCUUCACCGUAGAUCGCAAAGGAGACCUGUUUGUUACCAGAUCUCUGGACAGAGAGGAGAAGAAUGCGUACCAUUUGACCGCCAGGAUGUAUGAUGGGAACAACCAGCUGAUAGAGGACUCUGGAGACUUUGUCGUCCAGGUGACGGAUAUCAAUGACAACACUCCAGUUUUCCCCAGACCAUAUAAUGGAUCCAUAAUGGAGAGAUCCAUGAUAGGAACUAAAGUAGUUGAGGUGAGGGCGACUGAUGCUGAUGACCCCACCACUGCUAAUGGAGAGCUCAGGUACUCUUUGACCCCAGGCGGAGACCUUUCUGCCUUUGAAAUCGACAGCAUCUCAGGUGUGAUCAGCUGCAAGACAAACACUCUGGACCGGGAAACCAAGGGUCAGUACAUAGUGGUGGUUAAAGCUCAGGACAUGAGAGGAAUGGCCUCUGGCAGCACAUCCACCACCUCCGUCACCAUCACCAUCACCGACAUCAACGACAACAUAGCUUCUUUCACCCGAAAGACGUAUGAACUGCACGUUCGUGAGGACCACAAGUUGAAUGAGAAGAUUGGCACUCUGGAGUUGGAGGACAGGGAUCAGAUCCAGAACAAAGAGCCCAUCUUCGUCAUUCCAAGUGAAAACAGCAAAGUGUUUAACACUGAACUCAGCCCCAACAAGGAUGGCAACCUCAUGCUCAAGCAGGCUCUGGACUACGAGACGACCCCCAGCUACAGUUUCACCAUCCAAGUGAAAGAAAACCUGAGAAACCUGCGCUUUCCUGCCGACAACGUGAACAGCGCCGUCACCUCAGCUCAGGUAAUCAUCAAGGUGCUGGAUGUAGACGAGGCACCGGUUUUCUCGCAGCCCAUUUACACUUUCAAUGUGGUGGAGGAACGAGUUGUGACCAACAUCGGAGCAGUCACUGCCAGAGAUCCUGACAAAGCCAACAAGAGCAUACGGUACUCCAUCUUAGACAAGGACUGUCCGAUCAGUAUCAACCCGCUCACAGGUCAGCUGUCCACCCUGAGGACGCUGGACAGAGAGCUGGAGGCCACACACAUGUUUCAAGUUAAGGCACAGGAGGAGCCAAAUGGUUUGGAGUCAUUUGUUAAAGUUAACAUUAUAGUUCAGGACAUCAACGACAACAAGCCUGAACUGACCGUGGAUGAGAUCUUCGUAUGUGAGAACGACCCCACGAACACGGUGAUAGGAACCUUGAGAGCCACAGAUAAAGACGACCAGCCGGCCUCCUUCACUUUCAGCCUGGCCAGCGAGAGCUCCAACUUCUCCAUCAGAGACUACGGCAACAGCACAGCAGACGUCAUGGUGAAACAGGGGCCGUUCAGCCUGGAUGACCCCAAGGAUUACAGCGUGGAUGUGCGCAUCAGUGACGGAGGGCGACCCAUCCAGACCAGCAUCACCAAACUGGCUAUCAAGUCGUGUCGCUGUGACGCCAGGCGGAUUCCUACGCAGUGCAAAGCUGGUGCUCGGAGGAUGGGAGUGAGCGUCCACGCCCUGAUAGCCAUUCUGCUCUGCAUACUGACCAUACUGGUCAUAGUGAUCCUGUUUGUGAUGAGGAAACGCUACCAGAAGGAUUCACUGGCCAGUAUGAAGAACAGCGGUGAGAUUCAUGAGCAGCUUGUCACAUACGAUGAGGAGGGAGGAGGAGAGAUGGACACUAACGGCUACGACGUCUCAAUCCUCACUUCCGCUUGCAACGACGGCUCCCUGCUCCGUCAUCCUGAACACCACCCCCACCCCUCUCUCUACGCCAUGGUGCAGAAAUCCCAACACCACGCACAACCCACUGCAUGUAAGGGCGAUAUGGCUGUGAUGAUCGAGGUGAAGAAAGACGAGGCGGACCACGACAGAGACGGCUUCCCAUACGACACUCUCCACAUCUAAGGCUACGAGGGACCCGAGUCUUUAGCCGGCAGCCUCAGCUCUCUGGAAAGUUCCUCCACCGGCUCGAACUUGGAUUACGACUUCCUGAACGACUGGGGGCCAAGGUUCAGGACCCUGGCCGAGCUGUACGGUGUGGACGCACCUGAGUACUACCAUCAAUACUGAUGGAGACCGUCUGCUGAUAAGCAUAUGUGAUGCCAAAAUACAUACACAGACACACAUAAAAAACAGCCAUAGGAAUAACCUCACACACUCACACAUAGCCAAAAGCAUGCAGGAAAUAAACAUGUUCACACACACACACACACAGACACACACACACACACACACACACACAGAACCAGGCUUUGAUGCCAUUUUGUUUCUUUGUGAGAGCAUCAAACUCCAACAAGCUCCAUCAACUAUAGAAACAAGGAGAUUUUGGAGAGCUCUUUUUUUCUCAUGACAUGGUGCCCUCUGCCUCCUCCUCCUCCUCCUCCUCCACUGAGGAGAUGUUGGAAAGAUUUUUAAAGUAACACCAGGACAUGACGCCAUGGGAGAAAGUGAGAACUAACUGCUUCACAGAUUUGCAAGAUUGUUGGUGACAGCAUGAGAUCCACACCACGAGGAUGGUUUUUGUUCUGUCACAGUGUUGUGAAGUUUGACAUCAGAACCCCUUUUAUUCCACCUGAGAAGAUCUGGAAGUCCAAUCAGAUGAAGCUUCACUGCGAGUCGUAGCCAAUCAGAGUUAAACUUGGAUAAUUGAUGGGUUAAUCAGGUCACUGCUGGCCAGCGAUGUUACUCAGUAAUUCAGAUUCUUUAUGUCCUUUUGCAUUUAGUUCAUGCAGCACUAUUUUGCAUCCCCCUUUUUACCACCAGUGACUGUAUUGCAGAGUUUUGUAUGCACAUGUAUUCAUCUACAUAUACCUGCCAAUGAUGCAUAUUUCUUAAUGAAAAGAAAUAAACUAACGCAUAAUUAAACAUCGACACAAUCAACACAUUCUCACUCCCAUGUCGUCAAAAUGCGAGACUUGGUCAGUGGCCCUACGCAUCAUGACACUCUAGUGAACAAUGAUCGUGUGUCAAUUUUUGCUGGUUUCAUGCAUUGUGUUUUUAAAAUUAGUUUGCGUUUUCAGAGGAAAUGUACAGUUUCUGCUCCUUGAAUGCAUACAGUC